Molecule: messenger RNA, 3099 nt
Organism: Micropterus salmoides (largemouth bass)
Lineage: Eukaryota; Metazoa; Chordata; Actinopteri; Centrarchiformes; Centrarchidae
Product: germ cell-specific gene 1-like protein
Exons: 5
Coding region: 1713-2897 (394 amino acids)
Cellular component (GO): plasma membrane
Source: RefSeq, a predicted model, not a curated record
ACGUGUUCUCACAAAAGCUAUCUCUGUCUCUAUUUCUGCCACAAACACAGACACACAGGCGCGCUUCCUCUGUUCCAUGUUUCUGCUUUCUGUCUUUUCAGUUUGAGCGUAACCCCAUUCUCAAGACUAGUUAGGAAUGCACUCUUGACUCUAGAAACUGUUGUACCAGAGCAUAGAUUCUGUGUUUCUGUCAAUCUGUGUCUGAAAAGUGUCCCACUAAAGAAUUUGACUCAAAGAAACUAGAGCAGCAUCAAUGGGGACAAAGAAUCUUUAAACCAAAAUUUCUGAUUUACCUUGGGUAAAAUGGUCAUGGAAGAUUUGAGUAGCAAAAUUUAAACAGUGGCAUUUAUAUGGUGGGGUGGAAAUUUGUGCAUUGGCUCCAUAUUGUAAAUCAAGUUUUGAUAUAUUCUGCUGCAAUGGCUUACAGCAGGACAUUGAUUCCCAACCAGGGGUAUGUAGAGAAGUGUUACAUAUGAAAAAAUAAUUACCAAUUUCUAUAUAUAUAAAUAAAAGACGUUAAAGCUUAAUGUAAAAAAAAAAAAAGAAUAAUGUAAUGGACCAUGUAAUAGUGAAAUAUCUAAAAUUACUGGAGAAAUGGUGGAAUCCGUGAAAGUAAUGCGUAAACAGUUGAAAAAAUGUGGAGUCACUACCUCUCGGAGCCAAAUAUUUGCCACUGAAAAUUGACGUAUGGUAUGGCGAAGAAAUGUUGUCCAGUGUAAUAGUGUGUAUCAGAUAUAUUUAUUCACCAUUUCAAGGUCAUGUUGAUUUUCACAUCAAAACAGUGAGUGCUGCAUGCUUUUACAGGCUGGAAAGAAUUGGAAGAGGGGGCGAGUCAGUGGAGGAGAGAUGAAUGAAACUGAUCAAAAUGAGUCAAGGAAUCAAAAUGAAAACAGAUGGAACACAGUUGUCUGUUUUGGAUUUAUACGGAUGGAUUAAAGAAGAGGAGUGUGUGUGUGUGUGUGUGUGUGUGUAUGAGUGAGUGAGUGAUAUGCUCACAGUGGUGUUUGACCGCUGGGGUCAGAUCAUAAAGACUGACAGUCACACUGCUCGCAGAGGUCAGUGUGACGGCCGAAAUCCACUAUCACUCUCACUAUCUGAUUGAGUGAAAGGGAGCGCAGACGGGUGAAGGAGCUGUGCCGGAUGUUUCUUUCACCUUCCACAUUUAACUCCAUGAGGGAACUGAGGACCGAGUACGAAGUAAGAGAGACAGAAGGAGGUGAGUGGGUUUUUCUUCUCUCCCUCCUUCGUUUAAAUGCAAUUCACUGCUUGACGUCAAGUGCUCAGAGGUAUUUGUUUGAGCAUCUGUAUCCUGGAGAGGUUCCAUGGUGACAGCAAUUUUCCUCUAUUUUCCUCUGAUUUAGCCGUCAGUCUUACCACCAAUUACCAGCAGUGUGCUGAUUUUCUGUCACAGUCUUUUUAUCCUUUAAAUGUGAUUAGUCAUGUAAAACUGAUGGCUCCCCCGCACCUUCUCUUUCAAACACCUCUCUAAUCAUCUCAGGCAAUUGGGCAGAGCUGCUUCUUAGAAACUAAUAACAUGCUGGUGAUAUUUUUAGUGACAUGCAAGAGCAGAGGUGCACCUAAAGUCAAGUAGAGGAACAAUGAAAAAUUUAAGACACUUAUUCCCUUGUCAGACAUUUAACAUACAGUGCUGACAUGUUACUUUUUGUUUUUUGGGUCUUGAACAUUGCUAUUAAGAAUUUUAAUAUUUGCACAUGCGUGUCUCCAUCCGGCUAUUCCUCCAGCAGCCCAUGCCGUCAUUUAAUCCCUGCAUGAUGGCAUUCCUGCAGCAGAUGCGUUCCCCUCGCCUCUCCUUUCUCCAGACGGUCGUUUCUCUCUUCUUGGGUGGCGUGGCCCUCAUGUCCUCCUACUGGUGUGUGGGGAAACAGAAGGUGCCCAAGCCACUAUGUUCGGCCACCAAGCAAAGCAACUGCAUCCCCGUUCCUGGCGUCUCCAACUCCUCCAACAUCCAGUUCUCCUGGGAGACGGGGGAUGACCGCUUUGUCUUCCCCACCUUUCAUACCGGCCUGUUCAUCACCUGUGAGGAGAACAUCUACACAGAUGCAUGGGAGGAGAAGUGUCGAGGGUUUUAUACUGUGACUCCAGGUUCUGAAAAAGCAAUGCUGUGGCUGUCUCUAUCACUGGAGCUCAUGUAUGUCGGCCUGCUGUUAAUCAGCUGCACGCUGCUGUCUGUGCAGUUGUGUAUCAGGGCCUGGUUCCCCUCCACGCAGCGCUGGGGGCAGCUGCUCAACUCGUUUGCUGCUGUCUUCACAGUCCUGGGAGGUCUGCUUGGGAUGGUGGGUCACAUGAUGUUCAUGCAGGUGUUUCAGACCACUGCCUCAAUGGGACCUGAAGACUUCAAGCCUCACAGCUAUGGCUACUCCUGGGCGUUCUAUGCUGCCUGGUUUGCCUUUACUGUCUGCAUGUCAGCCGGUGUCUCCACUCUGAACAACUACACCAAGAAGGUCCUGAUGGUGGGACCCAGACGUAACUCCGGCCUUAACCCCUGCAGCUUUAACUUUCUCCUGCCACCGGCUCCUUACUACACCCCUGCCAACCCAGCCAUCACCCUGGCCUGUCCCCCGUCUCCCCCCCAGAUCUCCCACUUAUCUCCCUACUACGACCCCCCGACAGCAACGUUACCUGCCACCACUCCGAGGCUCACGCACUCCCACUCCCUUCCUCUCCCGCACUCUGCUUCCUUCCCUCCUCCCCCCUCCCACCCUGCGCCUGGAUCCCCUUUCCACCGCCUCUCUCUCCCCUCUCCAUCUCCCUCGCCCACCCCGUCCGCCUCCGCCCACGUGACCCUGUCACGACACCAGGAAGACCAUUACGAGCCGGAGGAGAACUACAGCCCACUUUCAACUGCUGUACAUAUCCAGACUGGAGUCUUUCUAUGACUACAGGACCUGUGUCUAUCUUGGCAACGCAGUUAAACAUUUGUUAAUAGUCUUGUCAUAUGCUCUGAAUUUACAUGGUCAGCCGUCCAGUCAUCCAGUAAAUCCAGGUAACCAGCGGUGAGCCCCUUCACUCAGUUCUAAUAAAGGCAGCGAACACCUGUUAAUGACAACCACAAAGUAGCCAAUAGAACAUAAUUAAGUU